UCGAACUGUCGUUCAUUUGUAUGUGUUGAAUUUGUGAAAGGUGUGACUACAAUUUAUAUUUGUUUUUAUUUACAUGUAUGUAAUCACUUCAAUUUGGAAGGUUUUAGUUCAGAUUUACAUGUUGAUUUAGAAUAAUAAAUAAUUGUAAUAUGGCACAAGAUACUACGAUAAGAAAAAAGUGUAGGAUAUGCCUUCAAAGCCAUGAGCAAUACAGUUCAUUUUUUGAACCUUGUCUAGGAGAAUUGAGUAUAUCUCAACUAUUGACAAACAUGCUGAAUUAUAAGAUUGUGGAUGAUCCUGAAAUGCCCAGAAUGAUAUGCCAGAGUUGUAACUCCAUAAUUAUUAAUUUCAGUAAUCUUAUGAAAGAUUUUCAAGAUAGGGAGGAUUGCUUGAGGGAAUCUCUCAGCAAAAAGGAAAUCAUAUAUAUGGAAGAAAAUGAUUUUGAUAAUUAUGUUGAAUGUGAAACAGCACCAUUUUAUAAAGACAGUGAUGAAGAAGAUAUUGAUGAUAUGAAUAUCAAAAACUCAUCCAUUGAAAAUGAAUGCAAGGAUGAUCUUUUGAAAGAUCAAGUCUCAGAACAGACUGAACUCAAAAAACCCUCUAGAAUCUUUGAUGAAGAGGGUAAUGAAAUAGUAAAAUCAGUUAAAUAUUGUUGUGAACCUUGUGGAGACUGUUUCAUCUUCAAAUCAGGAUUUAGUCAACAUAUGGUAUCCAAACAUAAUAGGUAUAUUCUGGAAGAUGAAUUUUCAAACUUCACUACUGAAAUAACACUCAAAUUACCUGCUCCACCUACUGGAGAUACAAUUAAAAUUGUGAAAAAAAAUUACAUAACUAAGAAGGGUAAAUUUGAUUGUCAGAUAUGCAAAUUGGGUCUUCUGAAUAAACCACAAUUAAGAGAGCACUAUAAUGUUCAUAAAACUCAUGUGUGUGAACAUUGUGGUGCUGCUUUUAUAAAGAAUUCAUAUCUUAGAGACCACUUACUAAUGCAUUCCACAGAGAAGAGGUUUACUUGUGAUGUUUGUGGGAAAAAAUUCAAAUACAGAAAUGGGCUGUUGGUGCAUAAAAACAUACAUGUGAAUUUCAGAGGAUUCAUGUGUGAUUCCUGUGGACAAGGUUUCAAUACAAGAAGUACUUUGUACACUCACAUCAAACUGAAACAUACCAAUGAAAGGAAUUUCUCCUGCCCAGAGUGUGACUUGACUUUCAAAGUGAAAUCUUGGUUAGAUAAACAUUAUAAGAGAAAACAUACUGCGAACAGGACUAAAGACUUUGUGUGUGCUGUUUGUGGUGUAGCCUAUUUGAAUAAGACAACAUUGACUCGUCAUACAACUGAAAAACAUACUGGAACACCUGUGAGACAUUAUUGCCAUGUUUGUGAGAAGAGUUAUUCCAUGAAAACUAAGUUGAAUAUGCAUUUGCAAAAGAAACAUAACAUUAUCCUCAAUAAGCUGAAUCAUACUACACUUUCAUAGAU
Molecule: messenger RNA, 1474 nt
Organism: Phaedon cochleariae (mustard beetle)
Lineage: Eukaryota; Metazoa; Arthropoda; Insecta; Coleoptera; Chrysomelidae
Source: the annotation of a GenBank genome assembly